This is a messenger RNA of Colletotrichum aenigma, 1485 nucleotides long. RefSeq names its product Acyltransferase easC (gene easC-0). Gene Ontology annotation, molecular function: acyltransferase activity, transferring groups other than amino-acyl groups. The record is from RefSeq and is a predicted model, not a curated record. The coding region runs from base 1 to 1485 and encodes 494 amino acids. NCBI's taxonomy places the organism in Eukaryota, Fungi, Ascomycota, Sordariomycetes, Glomerellales, Glomerellaceae. The transcript has a single exon.
AUGCGCUUCACUUCGUUGAACCUCCUCCCCCUCUCCCCUCUCGACCAGAUCGCUCCGAGGAUCUACGUGAGAUCGAUCUUCGCGCUCAACACUAGCGAUGGAUACGAAUCUGUCACCACCCAGGAGCACCUUCAAGAAUGCUUCCACAAGGCCCUCGCCCGCUGGCCGUUUCUGGCUGGCCAGAUUCGCCCCGCCGCGGUGGGCCGAAACCGCCUCGAGCUGGCCUACACCCUGGACGACAAGGCCUUGGAUCUCACCCGACGCCCUGAUCUCUUCGGUUGCGAGCGUAUCAGCCAGCUCGGAGGCUACACUUACGAGGAGCUUGUGGCUCUCGGAAUGCCCCCCAUUGCGAUGGACAAGGACGUCCUGUCCCUCUCGCCAAACCAUCCCAGGCCUGGAGAAUCUUGCCCUCCUGUCACUCUCAAGGUCACCGAGAUGACUGGCGGUGGCCUCUUUGUGUGCUUCUCGACGCACCACGGCAUCUUUGACGGAUGUUUCAUCAAGACUUUCCUCGAGUACUUCGGCAAAAUCGCGCAAGAGGAGUCGAUGAAGUCCUGCUCGCUCCCUGAACCAGCCAUUGAGAUGCAGCCAACUUGGCUCACGGAGCUCAAAGCCAGACCCAGCUUGUCUGUGUACGAGAACACCGACAUCAAAGGUGCUGAGUUCCCAGAGUAUGAUUUCGCCGACAAAGAGAACUCUUCCGCCUCUUCCACAAAGACCAAGGUCCCACACGCGGUCUGCAAAAUCUUCAGCUUCAACAACGCAAUCCUGAAGAAUCUCCAGACCAAGGCGAUCCAGUACCUCCGCGAGACCUACGGUAGCACUGCCUUCGUCUCCAUGGCCGACACCCUCUCCGCCGUGGUCUGGGUCCACGUCACUCGGUCGCGCCUUCCCCAUCUGUCGCCCUCCGAUGACACCAACUGUACCACCGCAGCCGACGCGCGCCCUCGCCUCUCUCCGGCCUUCCCUGCUACAGCCUGGGGCAACAUAUACACCCAAACCAUGGCUGGCGACCAGGUCGGCAACCUCACGCAACUUCAGCACAACGGCGAGCUCCCCAGCGACGCACGCCCUGCCAUCUUCGAGGCGGCGUGGCUGAUCAGACAAGCGGUCGAGAAGGUCAAGCAGCCCGACUACAUCCCCUCUCGCAUUGCCCUCGCCGCAUCUCUCGAGGACCCCACGAUGGAGGGCGCGGCUUUCCGCAAGGCGAACCAGCCUGAUCACGCGGGCUUGGGUUGCAGCGUCUGGGUUCACAUGGGCGCCGACGUCGACUUUCGCAUCCCUGGCACUGGUGGGAAGGCGGACUUUGUGCGCAAGACGUACUCUGCCAACGAUGGAAGUAUGAACAUCAUGCAGAGACGCGGAAUCACGAAGGGAGACGCACCGUGGGACGUACUCCUGGCGCUUAGGGAGGAUGAUAUGGAUCGUGUCUGCAGCGAGAAGGAGCUUGGUCAGUGGACGCAGGAUUGGUGCCCGCGGGUUUAG